GAUACGUGAUCAUACGAGAAGAACUCUGCUAUUUCAGAUUCAACAUGGCGGCCCAGACAAAUUCGAAGUUUUUCGAAUUGUAUGAAAUGAAAGAAGAAAUAGGAAAAGGAGCAUUUUCUGUGGUUAGACGAUGUAUACAGAAAAACUCACAAUUAGAAUUUGCAGCAAAAAUAAUAAACACAAAAAAAUUAUCAGCUAGAGAUCACCAAAAAUUAGAAAGAGAAGCUAGAAUAUGUAGAUUAUUAAAACAUCCUAAUAUAGUACGAUUACAUGACAGUAUACAAGAUGAAGGUUGUCAUUAUUUAGUUUUUGAUUUGGUAACUGGUGGUGAAUUAUUUGAAGAUAUAGUUGCUAGAGAAUUUUAUAGUGAAGCAGAUGCCAGUCACUGCAUGCAGCAAAUUUUAGAGAGUGUUAACUAUUGUCACGAACAUGGAAUCGUUCAUCGAGAUUUAAAGCCAGAAAACUUAUUAUUAGCCAGUAAAGCCAAAGGAGCUGCAGUUAAAUUAGCUGAUUUUGGUCUAGCCAUAGAAGUUCAGGGAGAUCAACAAGCAUGGUUUGGAUUUGCUGGAACGCCUGGUUAUUUAUCACCAGAAGUUUUAAGAAAAGAUCCAUAUGGCAAACCUGUAGAUAUUUGGGCUUGUGGUGUGAUAUUAUAUAUAUUGUUAGUUGGUUAUCCACCAUUUUGGGAUGAAGACCAACACAGAUUAUAUGCUCAGAUCAAAGCAGGUGCAUAUGAUUACCCAUCACCAGAAUGGGAUACAGUAACACCUGAAGCAAAGAAUCUUAUAAAUAGUAUGUUAACAGUCAAUCCAGCAAAACGUAUUACAGCACAAGAAGCUCUCAGACAUCCUUGGAUCUGCCAGAGAGAAAGAGUAGCGUCUGUGGUACAUAGACAAGAAACUGUAGACUGCUUGAAGAAAUUCAAUGCCCGAAGGAAACUUAAGGGAGCUAUCCUGACCACAAUGCUGGCCACAAGGAAUUUUUCCAGUCGAAGUCUGAUGGUGAAAAAGAAUGAUGGUAUCAAAGAAGUACAGUCAACAGAUAGUACUGCUACUAUUGAUGAUGAAGAUACUAAAGGAAAACCAGAAAUUGAUAGAUCUAUAACUCUGACAGAAUUACAGAUAAAUGAGAGGUCUGGUUCUCCUAGAAUACAAUGUAGAAAACAAGAAAUAAUUAAGCUGACAGAACAGCUGAUAUCAGCCAUAACUGGGGGAGAUUAUGAAGCAUAUACGAAAUUUGUAGAUCCCCAUGUUACAUGUUUUGAGCCAGAAGCAUUAGGAAAUCUGAUUAUUGGAAUGGACUUCCAUAAAUUUUAUUUUGAUCAUGUGUUCUCUAAGAACAAUAAGCCAGUAAAUACCAGUAUCCUGACACCUCAUGUUCACUUACUGGGAGAAGAUGCAGCUAGUAUUGCUUAUAUCAGAUUAACACAGUUCAUAGAUAGAAGUGGUUUGCCAGUUACAACACAACAAGAAGAAACAAGAGUUUGGCAACGCAAAGAUGGAAAAUGGCAGAAUGUCCAUCUCCAUAGGUCAGGUGGUUCCUCUGCACCAAACAAAUAAGAUGGAACACUAAAUAUGGAUAGAAAUCUUUUCCAUUUUUGCUCAUUGGUGUGUCUGCUUUUGUCAAAGGGAGCAGAAGCAGAAUUUAAUGGCAAAGGAAUUCUUCAAUCCCUUCCCUUGUCAGUGGUGUACUCAUGGUGGUACACACAAGUCAAAAGAAUAUUUUGUCAUUUUAAAUGUAACAGUCAAACUUUUUUUUUUAGAUUUUUCAUAGUGUUUUAAUCUUUAAAAUUUAUAUUUAUUAUAAAAUAAAGUUCUGUCUUUAUAUGGAAAAUAAUGAGAUAUUUUAUUUAUCUCAAAUAAUAUUCUUUCAUUUUUUUAUGAGUACAGUUGUUGAGAAUGAUUUAUGUAUGAAGUUUUUUUUUGGAUAGCAGUGAAUUCCUAAGAUGAUGCCUUAUGUUAGGUAUGGGGUAUUUGUUAUUUAUUUUAAUAAAUCCCAUAUUCUAUUCAUAGAACAAAUUGCACUGUAACUAGUAAAGUGAGGAAAGAUGGAUUUGUAAAGUUGUAUUUAGGGGAGUAUAAUAUAUGGUACUGGUUAGAGACUGUAUCCUCAGAUAUUUUUAUAAUAUGCAAAUUAUAUACUGAUUAGAUUUCCUUCUACAACUUGAAUAUUUUUUCUGGUCUCUCUUUAUAUGUUUUACUACAUAUAUACAGUUUUAUUUAUAAACACAAUAUGUAAAAAUUUGAUAAGUUUUUCUCCUAUAUUCUGUACAAAAAUACUUUUUUGCUUAUAUUUUUUUUUUAUAUUAAAAGAGCAUUUUAUAGUUUUAUUUCUACAGUUUUGUCUAUAAAUUUUUUUUUUUUUCAUAAUUUUACAAUAGAAUUGAUUGAAUUUACUUCUGAUAUCCUUUUUCUUUGUGAAGUUGUAAGUUUUGAAAACUUGACAAUAAAAUUAACUUAUAUGAUUCUUUUAAUUGUGUAUCUGACAUUUCAUUCAGAAAAUUAGUAUAUCUGAGUAUUUUUUCUCAGAAAAAUCAUUAAAAAAAAGUGCAAUAUAUGUGUUAUAUUUGUUUUUCAGAUCAGAUUUAUGUCUGUUUGUUGUAUUUUGGAUUUCUGGUGUCAUAUUUUGUCUAACAUUUAAUACAUUCAUGAUUAUUUUUUCCCAAAGAGUUAAUUGGAAAGAAUACUUGGAUUUUCUAUGGAUAGAAUUUACAUAAACUUAUGCAGCAUUAUGCAAAUUCAUUUUUUGAAUCUGCUUAUCUUACUCAAAAGAGGCCACAUCAAAUAUUUUCUUCUGAAUUUUGAGUUACAAGAAUUUAAGGGUUGAACUUUAAAUUAGAUACGAUUAAAAUAAUGAUUUUCUUUUUUUUCUUUUGGCAAUUUAGAUCAAAUAAUUAUAGAUAUGAAUUAUUUAGAUUAUAUACUUCAGGAUGUACUAAAAUAAGUAAUGGCAUUUGAAUAAUUCAUCCUACCUUACAAUUUUAUAUUUUAUAAAUUAUAUAUGAGUCAAAAUCUUCUGGUAUACAUUUUUUAUAAAGAAGAAAAAAUCAACUGUAAGGAAAGAUUUUUUUUUUUCAUUUCUACAAAUAACAAUUAAUGCCAUAGUUAAAUACAUACAUUAUACAAGUUUGUUAUACUGGAGGAGGGGGAUAGUCAUUCAAAACUUCUAAAUAACAAUUAAGAUAUUCAGACUUGUAUUUGUUUCAUUAAUUAAAGUGUUAUGUUGUUAACCCUAUAUAAGAUUUAAUCCUUAACAUUAUUGCAUAAGUCUUAAGCUUUACAUAAUUCAGAAUCAAAUUCCUCAUUGACGUGUAGUAUUCUGUUGGUAUUCUUCAAGUUGAGUAUGUUUGAAGUGUUCAGUGUGCAUGUACAGUUAGUUGCCAUAAAGUUCUCGGGUCAUAUUUGUUAGUAGAAUGUCUAGUUUUUUUUUGAACAUUUUGAAAUUACAGAAAUUUGAAUGCAGUGGCAACAUUUUACAUACUUUUAGGUAUAUUAGCUCAGAAAUUAAAUAGGGGUACUGUAUGAAGCUAUUGAUAGAUAUUCUGUGUAAAUUAAGCAAUGGAUAUCUGGCACAUUUGAAGUAAUGAAAGAUUACAGUGACAAAAUGUGGAGUUAAUAGAAUGUCAAUUUCUACAUAUUUGUCUCUAAUUCAGUAACCUGUAUUUGGCUGCUGUUUAUGUUAAUAUAAUAAUCUUCACAAUUACUGAACAAAGGUGUUAAAUCAACAUAUAGAGGAUGUUUUUAAAUUAAAAAAACUGUUCAAGGUGUAUUUAAUUUAUGGAAAAAUACAUCACUACCAACUAACUUUAUACUUUCCAAGUAUUACACUGUCUCUGUUUUCAUUGUGGAGGAUUUUUUUAUAAAUGUAGUCCAUAUCUCAUAUGCAUAAUAAAAAAAUCCCUAGUUUUUUCAAGUUCACCUGCUUUAACAAGGACCCAGUGUGAGAUGUUUCGUUAACUUGAUGUCCAUGUUAUAUUGUUAAUCAUUUUCAAAAACUACAUGGCUGAUGAAAUCUGAUUUUUCCGGAAUCAUUUGUAAGGAAUUUUCUUGAAAAGUUGUGAUUAAUUACCCCUCAGUCCAAAAAACAUAGGCACUAAAAAUAAAUCAUAGUGGUUAAAGAAGAUAAACAUGUCAACAGCUUAUCUUGGUCCUUAUUAGAAAUACUUUAUAAAAAUAUUCUUCAGAGACUGAUAUUAUACAUGAAUGAUGCCAUGCUAUUCCUUCAUGAGUUUGUGAUUUUGUGACAAUCUAAAUUCCAACUGUCACAUACUUUAAUUUAUGGGACUUCUUUUUCUUGGAAUCUGUUUCACAAUUGUGAUUGAUAAUAUGAUGGUCUCAUUUUAAAUACAAAACUGGAAUUGAAAAUGGUGCCACCAUGGACUGGAUUAUUAUUGUGCCAUUAAAAAAUCAUUUUAUUUUGAUGCAGAUCUAAAUCAGUUGCAUCUGUCAGCUUAAACUCUUUCAUGAAUAUUCCACUAUAAAACCUUAAAAAAAACUAUUAAAUGCAGAUUUGCUUGCAUAAAAAAUAUCAUAUUAUAAGCGACUUGAAAUGAAAUUUGUAUGUGAAAAUCUCUUGGGAAAAUGUAAUCUGAAAGCACUUAGAAUUUUAUGCAUUGUUUGAUUAAACAAAAAAUUUGUUCCAUUUUCAUUUACAUUGAUUUUUAGAACUAGAUCAGAAUCAUACAUAGUUUGUAUAUUUUCUGGACAGUUAAUUUAGUUCUUAUAGGGCAAACAUUUUAUGAAAGUUAUGCAGCUACUUUAUUGAUUUUCAAUGUUUAUAUUAGGUGUACAUUUUUUAUUUGAAUAUUUAUUUACGAUGCUUUGGUCAUUUUAUUUAAUUUGCCGCUUAUGUUAAUUUUACUGUAAUAUUUGCUUUUAAAGAUAAGAAAAUAGACAAAUAGAUAAAAAAUACUGGCAAAUAAUUUGGUGAAAGUUAGUUAUGAAGAGCAAAUGAUAUAUUUAGUUUCAUUUUCUCUUUAAUCUUUUACUAAGGGUAAAUAUUUUUUGGGUUUUAUUCAUUAAUUAAAGUUAUUUAGUGUGCCCAACUGCUAUACUGUUUUCAUCGGCGGAUCCAGGAGGGUGUUUCGGAGGUUGGAACCCCCCUUUUUUUUCCGAUUUAAAAAAAAAAAGAUUAUUUUUUUUUUUUUUUUUAAUCAUGUGAACGUUUCGUAGUGUUCAGGGGGAUUGGAGGAACCCCCCUUCUCAAAAUAACUGGAUCUGCAACUAUGUUUUCCAUUUCUUGUCACACUAGCUCAGUACUCAGGGAAAAUGAUUUUAGUUUAUUUAUACAUAUACUUUAGUGGCAACAGUGUGUUUCUGUGGAAUCAGUAUCAUUAGAGUACUCGAGAGAAAAAUGGCAAGCAUAUUAGUAUACAAGUAGGAAAAAAAUUUACAUACCAGUGUACGGUCUGUGAUUUCAUUAUUUAGUAAACCUGCAUUUUGUUGACCCAACAUAACAUGCACAGACUUACAAGAGGAAUGUAAUUACUUGUCAGCAUCCAAAUUUUAUUUGGUCCCUACCUUUUCAAAAUCUGUAGAAAUGCUUUAAUUUUGAAAGUAUAAUUUAGACAUACAUAGUUGUUUAUAGGAGGGGAAUCUUUGACGAGUUGUCAUCUUAUUUUAAGUCGAUUACAGUUGAAACUUUAAAUAAAUAAUGAUAACCAAUAGAAAUAUAAGGUGAAUUUUUGACAAUCUUUAUGCAACUUUUCUUUUUAUUCUACUGUUGCUUACUUUUCCUGGUUUUAUAGUAAUAGGUUUUUGAAAAAAAAUACAUUAUUACUUUCAUUUUGAUCCUAUGCUUUUCUUUAUUCUUUUUCUUUUUUAUCUAAGUUAGAUCUGUUUUUCAUUUCAUCCAUUUCAUGUAUAACACCAUUUACUUGCUUCAAAUUCAAGUUCUAAUAAUAUACAGUACAAAAUUAUCAUGUCGAGUCAUGGGCUAAAUUGAACAAAAUACCAGCCAUUCAUGACAACCAAUUUGUAGUACAGGUUCUUAAAGGGAUAUAGUUGUAUUUGCUGCAUAACUUUUUAAGUUUAAUGUAAAAAAUAACUGAUCAGUUUAGAUAAAUAAUAACAGUAAAAUUGGAAAGUUGGGGUUGAAUUAAGGGUAUUCAUGCAAUUCAUGUUUGUCCCAAUCUACCCGAUAAAAUUUUUUUCAAAAAGUAAAUGAAUUAACAGUACAAAUUGUAAAGUGCCAUUUGAAUGGUCCUUUUGUACAGAGCAGGACUUCAGUGGUUAUUAGGCUAGGUAUAAAUGGCUGAACAACAUUGCAGGUUUCUUUUUUUGUAUUUAUAGUACCUUGUUAUACAUGUAAAAUACUUUGUUCCUGAGAUUUGCAAGAAGAGAUAUUUAUGCACUCUUUUGAAUAUGUUCUUCAUUCAUAGUAUCAUUACGAGUUGAGUCCAUUUUGAUAUCAUAUCUAAAUUAUGGCAUCUUGAAUACUGGGUCUAAAAGUGAGAUGAUAUUUGGUAAUGAUCAAAGGUUGUUGUCAGUCAAAUGACUGUAUACUCUACAUUUCUUGACAUUUCACCUGUGAUAAACAUUCUUUUCUAGUUCAUUAUGAUAAUCAUUUCUAAUCAUUGAUAUUUGUUCAAAACUUGAUACUUGUACAAAAAUAAAUCUAUGAAUUACUGCACAAUCACCAUUUCUUUUCAGUGGUAAAGAGAACUUACUUAAAUGAUAGAUGAGUUAUUCUGACAAUAAGUGAUUGGUUUACAGAAUAGCAUUGCCUCUUUAGAAAAUACUGCAUCUGCAUACCAUUUUUAUUAUUUGAUAAACAUCAACAAAUGAAAACUAAGUGGCAAAAAUUGGAUUUGGGUUAUAUUUCAUAUAUUGUUUCUUUAUAUAUUUUUACUAUCUGGCUUUUGAACAAAUAUUGAUAGAUGGAUGUUUGCUUAACAUUCAGUAUUUGAAAAAAAAAAAAGGAAACUUAACUACAAAAUGUUUAUCUUUAAGGUUGAUGCUCAGUAACAUUUUAAAAAUCCAAAUGUAAAUUUUUAGGACUGAAAUUCUCCCUAUUGUAAUUAUUAUUUAGAUAAGUGAAGAAUUUGAUUUGUACAAGCACCUUGUUUUGAAUACCAUGUUUUACUGCAUUAUUGUUUUUUAUUCCAGAUAUUAUUUAUCUUUUUAUAUAUUUUCUGUUUUGUUAUUUCAUGCAUAUCAUCAAAAUUUGUCAUUUAGUGAAUAUGAAAGUGUAUAGACAUUGUAUAUAUUUUGGAUUCAUUCCUUUGUCUGGUUGGUUUGAUUCCUUGAGUUUGUAAUGAACCUGACGUAAAUAGCUUUUUUGCCUUUGCUUCUCCCAAGCUACUAAUGUACAGAAAGUAAUGGAGUACCAUUCUGUGAAUUUUCCUAUUCCACUAUUUUAAUGAAAUGUUUUGAUUUGCCAAAGAAAACUAACUGAUCCUUAUUAGAUGGUGAAACAGGUGAAUAGUAAAGAUGAUUUUACAACCAUUAUGAAGUUGUAGGAAUGCAACAUCAAGAAAGUUCAAUGCCUAUUGCCAUGGUCAAAAGGAGUAAGUUCGGUAAGGGCCAUAUUUGGCCCCGAUUAUAAAGUUCAAUGUUACAUGAUAAAACAUGUUUUAAGUUGACUUAAAGACAUGUGAGAAAGUUAAAUAGAACUAUUUGUGUCAAAGUUUUCUUCUAAAGUGUUGAUUUUUACAUCCCAAAUAGGUCAAGAUAAGAGAUUUUGGGGAAAUUUGACAAAAUUGGCCGAAUUUCAACCAAAUUUAGGACCAGGAAACAUAGAGCGCAGGCGUCGACAAACUAAAUAUUCAAGUUAGACAUGUAAAAUGUCAUUACAAAUCUUGUUUUAAAAGAAAAGAUCUUUUUUGUCGACGUUUGCGCUCUAUGUUUCCUGUCCAAUAAUCCAUGUAAAUUUACCCAUUUUCAUUGAUUUUUUCAUGGAAAAUCUAAAUGAGUACUAUUUGUGACAUCAUGAAUAAAACGCAGGAACGUAAAUUUUCAACAAAAAGGCUUAUUUCCUAUCUAGUCACUGUAUUAGCUAUGACUCAUUGUGAUAUUGGUCGAUAAAUCCUAAUUUGAAAUUUGAGCUAAAAAAGGGGGCCAUUGUUUGGCCUUAUCGAACCUACUCCUUUAAAGUUCAACUUUUUGCAUGUUUAAUAUGAGAAAAGAUUAAGUUUUAUUUAGCUUGUAUUGUAAGUAAAUUUAUUAAGACAAUAUUUAUUGUUUGUUUGUUUACUUUAUUUAUGUAUCAUACAUUUAUAAGGCCAUGGUGACUCAGACAUUUGUCAGAUUUAUUUUUCCAGAUACUGAGUUUUUGAAGUUUUAAAAUUUGACUGAAAAUACUGAUAAUUAAGACAAUUAUACUUAAUUUCAGCAAUAUGAUGUUUUUUUUAAUACCUGCUUGAACAAUCUUAUGAAUAAAAUUUUACAUUGGUCAAAGAAUGAGAAAAGGGUAAAAUUUUAUUGCUUUUGUUGGAGAAUAAAAUACAUGUAUUUAAAGUAUGAAGGUAGAUCCUAUUCAUAAUGAAUAAGUUGUGCAGGUUCAUUUUGUGUGUAUGAAUUCAAUUUUAUGUAUGUUUGUAACAAUGUUGUCCUUCCUCAGCAAUUUUUUUCAAAUUAUAUCUGUUUAUGUAGUGCUUCAAAAUUUUAAAAUGUACUUUUCAAAUAAAUCACAUCAUAACUUAA
Messenger RNA from Mytilus californianus (California mussel), 8642 nucleotides. RefSeq names its product calcium/calmodulin-dependent protein kinase type II delta chain-like. The transcript has 19 exons. Lineage: Eukaryota; Metazoa; Mollusca; Bivalvia; Mytilida; Mytilidae. The record is from RefSeq and is a predicted model, not a curated record. Gene Ontology annotation, biological process: protein phosphorylation. Gene Ontology annotation, molecular function: calmodulin binding; calcium/calmodulin-dependent protein kinase activity; ATP binding. Gene Ontology annotation, cellular component: neuron projection; cytoplasm. Bases 45 to 1559 code for a protein of 504 amino acids.